This is a messenger RNA of Camelina sativa (false flax), 1685 nucleotides long. RefSeq names its product replication protein A 70 kDa DNA-binding subunit E-like. The record is from RefSeq and is a predicted model, not a curated record. NCBI's taxonomy places the organism in Eukaryota, Viridiplantae, Streptophyta, Magnoliopsida, Brassicales, Brassicaceae.
AACAACCCUACCUCCGACCUUUUUUAAAAAGAAUGUCUUCGAAAGAUUCUCCUUCAGAUAGCCCUACUUUCACCUAUCUCAAGCUCGAUGAAAUUUCAGAAUCCCUAGACACACCUACCAUAGUCAUCCGUCUACUUCAUUUCUGGGAUGCCCGUGAUUUCAAACGCAACAAUCUUCUUCUGAGUGUGGAGUGUCUUCUUCUGGAUGAGGAGGCUAAUGUUAUACAAGCAUCUAUCCACCCACGGCAUCUUCACAAGUUUCGAUCUACACUCAAACAUGGCUGCCUCUUCAUGAUUACUAAUUUCGAUGUCAGGAAGCAACCAAAUUCAUACCGCCUCUCUGACCAUGCGUACAAGAUUUUACUCAAUGAUCACACCUCAAUGGAUGUUCUAGACCCUGACGAAUACUCUAUUCCCCUGGAGUAUUUCUGCACUCGGAACUACAAGGACAUCCAAAGUUUGGUGGGUAAAGGAGAGAUGUUACCAGAUAUUGUAGCCCAAGUGUCAUGUAUUCAGAAUGCCGAUAAGGUCGACGAAACCACAACUCCACCGAAGACUACGUCGAACCUGAUUCUUACGUGUGUAUUUGACAGUGGUGACACCGCUUAUGUCUCCGUCUGGGAUAACCAAGCAUCUAAGGUCCGUGAAGAUGUUGCUCUCCUAAAAGAAGAGCCUAUUGUAGUAAUCGUCACUGGUGUGAAUCCCAAAAACCUGCGUGGUGACCUAUAUCUCAACGCCACUGCCUCGACCAGAUUCUUUUGGAAUGUUGAAAACAACAUUACAGAGGAAUUCCGUAAAAGCCCCUGUUACCAAAAAGAUUUAAUUCCCACCAUUGAAAACCCAGCGCCCAUGUCUGCUCCUGGCGACGUCCAAAGCAUCUCUGAAAUCCUUGCUUAUGUUGAUGAACAAAGCGGGAAGGAGAAACUUUUCUGGUGUAAGGCAAAGGUUGUGGACUUGAUUUUAAGCAGUGGGUGGUUCUUCAUAUCAUGUACGACUUGCUUUAAGAAAAUGGAAACUUCAGGUGAUACACUCAUAUGUGGUGGGGCAUGUGACUCUGAUACGGCUAUUGGUCGGCUUAGAUAUCGCAUUGAAGUUGUUGUUGACGAUGAGUGCCAAACCUCUACUUUUGUACUCUUUGACGAACCGGCUAAGAAAUUAUUCAAAUCAAGUGCAUCUACCUUGGCUGCGAAAAAUAAUGUAGCUCAGAAUGAUGCUUGUGGCCUCAUAGUCCCCAAAGAAAUCCAAAAUUUAGUUGGCAGGAACUUUGUAUUCUGCAUUAAAGUGCGAGAAUACAAUUUCACAGCUAAGUACCAGAGUUUUGCUGUCGCCCAAAUUGAGAUACCUCCAGCAGUAGCAGUGAAGAAGAGGCCUGCACCUCCAGGAAGUAGCAAAGGAAAAGCAUCUGAUUUAGUGCCAUGUAAUCCAAAAGGCGAGAAGGCCAGUGAUGUCAGCCAGCAGUCGAAGAAGCAUCGUCCUCUUAGGAAGAACAAAAAUAAGGUUAUUGGAGACACUGAUGACGAUACGGUGAGUAGCCGACAAUCUGAUCCUACCUUGGAAGAUGAUGUCUAGCACCCUUUCAUUGAAGCAUAAUAAAAAAUGGAACCAACGUCCCAUUCUCUUUCAACAGCAGUUUAUUUUCAACAAUUUCAGCAUUUGUUUCAAACUUUGUCCUUUCUUUUAUCCACU